This is a messenger RNA of Danaus plexippus (monarch butterfly), 2688 nucleotides long. RefSeq names its product annexin B9-like (gene Anxb13). Gene Ontology annotation, molecular function: calcium-dependent phospholipid binding; calcium ion binding. The record is from RefSeq and is a predicted model, not a curated record. NCBI's taxonomy places the organism in Eukaryota, Metazoa, Arthropoda, Insecta, Lepidoptera, Nymphalidae. The coding region runs from base 146 to 1576 and encodes 476 amino acids. The transcript is spliced from 9 exons. Gene Ontology annotation, cellular component: cytoplasm.
AAUUGAUUGUCAGCCUGUCACAUAAUCCACCGUUGGUGCCACAAAGUUAUCUGUGAUUCAUUAUUUCGCUUUAUGUUAGACGUGUUUGUUACAUAUAGUUGUGUAAACUAUCUUAAAAGUUUAAUUAAAAGUUUAAUUAACCACAAUGAAUCCCUAUCAAGGUCCGCCUCGAUAUCUACACAAUAUAGGAUUUUGCAACAGCGCCCCGCAAUCUUUCGGAAACCCGGCACCGAUGCCGGGUUAUCCCACUAUGGGUUAUCCUGCUCCCCAGCCAGGUUAUCCCAACACGGGAAGUGGCUAUCCUCAACAAUCAAGUUAUUCUCAACAGCAAAGUUAUCCUCAAUCUAGUUCAGGGUAUCCUCCAGCUCCACAAGGAUAUCCUCCUUCUCAAGGCUACCAUUCCGCUCAAGGCUAUCCUCCUGCUCAAGGUUACCCUUCUGCUCAAGGCUACCCCCCCGCUCAAGGUUAUCCAACAUCUCAGGGGUACCCACCCAAUCAAGGGCAUCCAACUGCUCAACCUUACCCACAGUCCAGAGCACAACAGAGUCCUGGCCAUCAGGGAUAUCCACACAGUGUGCAGAGUCACCAGGCUUAUAACACAUCAAGUCCAGUAUAUAGUGAACCCAAGUCUAAGCCAACUGUGGUACCAGUAAACCCAUUCGAUCCGAGGGACGAUGCUGCCGUACUUCGGAAGGCAAUGAAAGGUUUUGGGACUGAUGAAAAAGCUAUCAUUCAAGUCCUAACACGUAGAAGCAAUGAACAGCGUCUGCGUAUCGCGUUCGAGUUUAAGACCCUGUAUGGAAAGGAUUUGGUGUCAGACUUAAAGAGUGAGACGACUGGCAAGUUUGAGGAUAUCGUCGUAGCUCUCAUGACGCCGCUGCCUCAGUUUUACGCCAAGGAACUGCACGAUGCUACCGCUGGGAUUGGCACUGAUGAAGAUGUGCUCAUAGAAGUCAUGUGCACUAUGUCCAAUCACGAGAUAAACGUCAUCAAACAGGCUUACACAGCAAUAUACGGAACCCUCUUAGAAGAUGACCUACGCGGCGACACUUCCGGUAACUUCAAGAGACUCAUGACGUCACUGUGCAUGGGUAACAGAUCCGAAAAUUUCCACGUCGAUCAGAAUCAAGCCAGAGAGGACGCCAGGAGCCUUUUGCAAGCAGGUGAACUGCGUCUGGGUACAGACGAAUCUGUUUUCAACGCGGUGCUGUGUUCGCGCUCGUUCCCGCAGCUGGCCGCCAUUUUCCAGGAGUACCAGUUCCUGACGGGGCAUGACAUCGAUGACGCUAUCAAAGCCGAAUUCUCCGGGGACCUCGAGAAGGCUCUGAGAGCUAUCGUGAAAGUUGUCCGCAACAAACCGCUGUUCUUCGCGGAGAGGUUGCACAAGUCUAUGAAGGGUUUGGGCACCAACGACCGUCAGCUCAUCCGCAUCAUGGUGACCCGCUGUGAGGUGGACCUUGGAGACAUCGCGGAUAUGUUCCAGUCCAAGUACGGAGAGACCCUGCAGAGCUGGAUCGAGGGCGAUUGUUCCGGGCACUACAAGAAAUGUCUGCUGGGUCUACUCGGUCUUUACUAGACACAAGAACCGUAUCGUCUUUGUCUAUCUCGUUUUUAAGUCUUAGCUUGUUCAUUUUGUAUGUGUAGCAAGGCCAACCGAACGAGAUAAAUUUUGUAAACAGUGUUGACUAUGAAAAGCAUAUAAUUUAUUUGCUACCACAUAUGAUAUGUGGUUUUUAUAUAGGUAUACAUACUAUACAAUACAAACAUGUUUAGACUUGAGAAUAAUAAUAAUAAUAAUAUUAUGAGUAUUUUCAACUCUUGAAAUUUAUAUAUACAUAUUUUAAUCGUUUCUUUGGCCUUACUAUUACGUGUAAUUAGUAUAUGAGUAUUUUUCACUAUAUUUUCCAGAUCUACCAAAACAUAAUUGGUUACAUGACCGUCCUAUUGAUCUGAUUGUAAUUGAUAUAAAUAAAAUUAUUUUCAUUUUAUAUAAAAAUAUAUAUAUAUUUACCAUUCUCAUUCGACUUAAUUCGUUUUAUAUAUGAUAUAUUAAUUAUUAAUGGUUCUGCCUAUGAUGCCUUGCUUUAUAUAAAAUUUUACUAGACUGGCUUUAAGAGGUAAAUAACGUGUUUUACAUACAUAUACAUAAAUGCUAUCUCUAAAAAAGUGAAGCCCCAUUUAUAAGAGCAUAUACAAUUUUUUACAUGAUGUUAAAGUGCUACAGAAAUUUUUAAUAAUAAUUGAUUUAUAAGAAAUGAAUAUGUGAAGAAAUGGGAAAGUCUGCAAAUUAUUUCAAGACGUCAAUAUAAGUAAUGUUCUUAUUGAUUGAAUAUGAAGGAGUACACUAGGAUAAAAAUAUACAAAAAAAAACAUUUAUUAAUUGUUAAUUCCAUUAUUAAAUAUAUUUUAUUGGAUAAAUUUCUUACAAAAAUCCUACAUCUUUAAUCCUGGCAACACUGAAUCUCCUCCCCACCUUAACUUUAUUUUCAUACUAGUUAAGAGUAUUGUAAGUUAUUACAUUUUUAAAUGUAAAGCCAAGCCUACUGUUUUAAUUGGUUUGGCUCAAAACGCUUGUCUUUGGCUUUUUAAUGCUGUUUUAAAUGUCGAUGCCAAUUUAUAUUUAUUAUAGUUACUUCAUGAUUAUACACUUAAAUUAUAUAUUGAUGUCUAAUAAAUUAUAUAAUAUAA